GAACAUUUCAUCUCAAACAGUAAACUAUCAUACAUUUGAAACCAUGUUUAGAAUAUCGUGUUUGAUUCUUAUUACUAUCAUAUUUUCCGUCCAUAGUAUGCAAAGACAAAUUGUGUAUUCCAGAUUGGACAAAGAAGUUACCAACUCAUCCCCAGCCGUGCCUUAUGGAGAAGUUGCUAGUCUUGUUUAUUGUGCAGAACUUUGUUCUGGGGACGACUACUGCAUGGAGUUCUUUUACAGCCCAUCAGGUAGACAGUGUAUUGGGCUCCAUUGUGUAAAAAAAGGAAACUACUCGUAUCAGUUUUUCGCCCCGGCUCAUCUCCCAAUGCUAUAUUUCGGAAAAGAGAUCAACUGGUUAGAAUAUUCUGGUAACUAUUAUUUCUAUGGCGAAGAAAGUGUUACAUGGGCAGACGCCAAGCUGGAAUGCCAGAAAAGGUGUGGACGUUUGGUAGAAAUUAAAACAAAAGAGGAGUCUGAUUGGCUUGCAGCAACAUUUCUAUUAAAAGACGAUUGUUUGUCCAAAAUUUAUCAAACGUGUACGGCAUGGACAGGAGGUAACGACCUUGACAUUGAAGGUCACUACGUGUGGGAUCAUUCGAACACGUCCAUGGUCUUUACCAACUGGCACACCAAUGAACCUAGCUUAUAUGAUCCGUCUCAGGCCCCUGAUCGUGACUGUAUCGACAUGUUCAGAAAUGGUGAAUGGAAUGACAGACCUUGUUCUUAUGGCAACCAAUUUAUUUGUGAGAAAAUAAUCUAA
Molecule: messenger RNA, 760 nt
Organism: Magallana angulata
Lineage: Eukaryota; Metazoa; Mollusca; Bivalvia; Ostreida; Ostreidae
Product: low affinity immunoglobulin epsilon Fc receptor-like
Exons: 4
Coding region: 44-760 (238 amino acids)
Molecular function (GO): signaling receptor activity
Source: RefSeq, a predicted model, not a curated record